Molecule: messenger RNA, 324 nt
Organism: Vicia villosa (hairy vetch)
Lineage: Eukaryota; Viridiplantae; Streptophyta; Magnoliopsida; Fabales; Fabaceae
Exons: 1
Coding region: 1-324 (107 amino acids)
Source: RefSeq, a predicted model, not a curated record
AUGACUGUUAUGAAAAUCUUGCAGAGAUACCAAGAAGCAUCGGGACAAGUGGUCAAUUUAGAGAAGUCUGAAGCGUCAUAUAGUCGAAAUGUGUGUGAUGUCGUCAAACUUACGAUCCAGAACCGGAUUCAGAUAAAGACUGUGGCGAGACAUUCUAAAUACCUAGGACUUUCGGUUAUUUUUGGUAGGUCAAAGAAGGAGAUUUUUAAGCUUGUUAUUGAGAGGGUAUGGAAGAAGCUCAAAGGGUGGAAAGAGAAGUUUCUGUCGAGAGCCGGAAAAGAGGUGUUAAUCAAAGCGGUUGCUCAAGCCAUACAAAUUAUAUAA